Molecule: messenger RNA, 1209 nt
Organism: Diatraea saccharalis (sugarcane borer)
Lineage: Eukaryota; Metazoa; Arthropoda; Insecta; Lepidoptera; Crambidae
Source: the annotation of a GenBank genome assembly
AUGCCGGAUCGUAAUCAUUUACCAUUUUAUAAAAGACGGGUGCUGCUAUCAGAUCCCGAUGCAGAGGUGUCCUCGUGGCCGCUGGAGUUGGUGGCACUGCGGGACAAGAUCCAUGGCGAAGCCCGUCUGACCCAGGAGAAGGAGUUGUCGAGUUUACGCGACGAAUUGUCGGGUAGCGAGGACAAAUGGAAGCAAAAGCGGAACAUAAGCUUCGACCAGAACAGGCAUUUAGAGGAAGUUACUAAAGAAAGAGACGGUCUAAAGCGCGUGGCGGUAGGUCUGCACCGUGUGGUGGGUCAGUUGGUGGCAUACUGCGCUCACGCAGAGGACGAACUGAACCGCACCGUGCUCGCCAACCUGCUCGCCAGGCUCAUACCGGAUCACGACGAGUCGUUCCUAUUGGACGUGUCCCGUUCAUCCAGUCCUGAUGGGUCCGUAGAUUUGAAUACUAGCGCUGUAACGCGACGCGUCCACUUUGCCCCGGACUUGGAGUUAUUGGGCACCGAGACUGCGGCGGAAGCGGACACGGGCGCGCAGGCGGACGAGGCGAGCGUGUUGGCGUUCCUGCAGCAGCAACGAGAUCUCAGCGCAGACAUUAAGCUGCAGCUGGAGCGAUCGCUGCGGAGACUCAGACACGAGGCUACCUCGCUACUAGAUCUCUCCGAAAAACUCGCUACCAAACGUCAUGAAACCAAAAUGUUGGAGUCGAGUCAGGUGGAAAUAACAGAAAUGGUUCAAGAUUUGGACUCAAAACAGAUGUCGUGUGAUAAUUGUGAGCUGCAUAGAAAGAACAUGGAGGAGGCAAUGGCCGAAUGUUUACAGCGCGAGAAUCUGCUGCGGUCUGAUUUGGACGCCGCCAUGAUGAAGAUCGCACAUCUCAUGACCCUUGGAGAUAGACAUUCCAGCGACGUCAUAGCUGAAGGAUAUGGUACGGGAUGCGGGGCGGGUUGCAUGGGGGCGGGGGCGGGAUUGCGCGUCGCUCGGGGAGUGGGGGGCAGCGUCUCGCUGGAAGGGGCUCUGUCCCCGCGCGGCGAAAUUAAUGCUCUCAAUGCUGAACUAGAUGCCCUACAUCGUGAACGAGACGAUCUUCAACAACAGCUGGAGGCGGCAAACCGUCAGCUACGUUCGACGCGUCAGUUCGUGGAGGAACAAGCUCACGAGCGCGAGCACGAACGCGACGAAUUCGCGCGCAGGCUCGCCGACAUGCGU